AUGAAAUUCCAUCAACUUGUGUGGUAUUUGGUUUUAAUGGUGAUUGGUGGAAAAUGUCUGCCACAAGUUGAAAAUAGUAAACCUAAGAGCGAGCAACUUCCUAAAGGUAUGGCGUGGGAAGAAUGGCAUAUGGAUCAUGAACAUCAGAUGUCUAAAUAUACUCCUGAAGAGUUUUUUGGAUUACACGACAAGGGCAAUAAAGGAUACUUCGACAAGCACGAUCUUUUAUCUAUGUAUGGUUUAACUCGUGAUGAAAUAGUUGGUAGUGGUGAUGGGAUGGGUGUUCAUGAUGAUAGCGAAGCCAUAGACACAUCAAUAGGUGAUAGAGUGGUAAAGUUUCUUAUCAAACUAUUAGAUGUCGAUGAUGACACCAAAAUCAACAAGGAUGAGUAUUUAAAUUUUGCUAAAAAGGGUAAGGGCAUGCCCGACUUGGGUUUAGGGGUUGGACAUCAUUCCGAUUUUGAAUCAGAGUACGACAUACACCAUUGGAACGAGUAUCAUAAGGUUGAUGACCAAGCCAUCCAGAAAGUUCAUAAAGAGGAUAUUGAGCAUGAACUUUUACAUCAUGAGCAUGAAAUUGAGCAUGAAAAAAUGCUGCAGAGAGGUGCUUCAAGAAACAGUGUUCUGACGGACGAUGAGUUGGAAAGCAGAAUAUCAGUAAAAGCUAUUCCCAAUAAGUACUACAAUGGUCCAAAGUGA
Messenger RNA from Eremothecium cymbalariae DBVPG#7215, 699 nucleotides. RefSeq names its product nucleobindin SSP120 (gene SSP120). The transcript has a single exon. Lineage: Eukaryota; Fungi; Ascomycota; Saccharomycetes; Saccharomycetales; Saccharomycetaceae. Gene Ontology annotation, molecular function: calcium ion binding. The coding region runs from base 1 to 699 and encodes 232 amino acids. The record is from RefSeq and is a predicted model, not a curated record. Gene Ontology annotation, cellular component: extracellular exosome; endoplasmic reticulum-Golgi intermediate compartment.